UCUCCAUACAUCCAUGGCAUCGAUGUAGCUCACUCGUGGAUGUAUUAAGAGAAAAUCUCACUCUGUUAAACUUUCAUCUGAAACUUCCUGUUGAACAGUUGUUGUUGUUUUCUGGUGCAGUUUUACGUCAAAGUUUAGCGUCAUGUUUCCAUAGCAACGGAGCAGCUCGACACCCGAGGACACGGAUAGGAAUCCAUGUCAACAACAAAAAAAUAAAGACCUGUGAUGCAGCUGGAAGCCAAUAAGUGGACCUGCAGUUUGGAUUGUUUCGUCAAAGUAUUUUAAGAAGACCGUCUUCACAGGAAACAUGUCUUCACCCAGGGUGGGUGUGGUCAGAGACUCCAUGUUGACCAGACCACUGCUCAUCAAGGCAUCUUUGGGUCAGACCAGGUCCAGAGGUCUGUCAGUUCCUGGUCCAGAGUUCACUUUUGGAACCAGCAACUUGAUCAGAGAUGGAGGCGUGUCCGAGGUUCUGUCCAGUUGGAGGGUUCAGUCCAGACGUGGACACUCUGCUCCUCAUCAACCGCUCAUUACCGACUUUGUGUCUCUGAACCGGGACGCAGUGAAGUCAGGUCUGGUGACAGCCAAAGAGCUGAGUCAGUACCGGGCUCAGAGGGGCGAGGCCAGGAGCAAGAUUCCCGCCCCCAAACAGAAGGAGGGCAGGGCUUCACGGCACCCGACGGUGCCUGACAUCACGUUUGGAGUCACAACCAGGGUGUCGUCUCCUUUGUCAGACCUCCUCUCUCAUGAGUAUGCUCGCCGCUGGAUGGACGAACAGCUGAGCAGGAAUCAAACCAGCGACCACAAACAGCUGCAGAGGAUAAAACCAGGAUGUAUUCCCGACACAAGGACCAGCCUGCUGAGGAGGAGCAAAGCUCUGCCCGUCACACAGACGCCAUUCAAGCUGCCCCGCUUUAUACAGGCUGCUCCGGCUCUGGACACCUUCAGGGACCAGGACGCUCGUCUCCGGGCGGUCAGGGCUCAUCAGUCAGACUCUGUGUCCAGGAGAGGAGUUCAGGGUCUGGGGAUGUACAGUCUGGACUGAACUGUGGAGGAAACAUGUUCAACCUUAAUUCAAAUAAAAAAGAAAAA
Messenger RNA from Perca fluviatilis (European perch), 1092 nucleotides. It is a transcript of the gene cfap77, whose product is annotated as cilia and flagella associated protein 77. The transcript has 8 exons. The record is from RefSeq and is a predicted model, not a curated record. NCBI's taxonomy places the organism in Eukaryota, Metazoa, Chordata, Actinopteri, Perciformes, Percidae. The coding region runs from base 308 to 1045 and encodes 245 amino acids.